Taeniopygia guttata (zebra finch) is the source of this 8843-nucleotide messenger RNA. It is a transcript of the gene HTR5B, whose product is annotated as 5-hydroxytryptamine receptor 5B. Gene Ontology annotation, biological process: adenylate cyclase-activating adrenergic receptor signaling pathway; positive regulation of MAPK cascade. Gene Ontology annotation, molecular function: G protein-coupled serotonin receptor activity. Gene Ontology annotation, cellular component: plasma membrane. Lineage: Eukaryota; Metazoa; Chordata; Aves; Passeriformes; Estrildidae. The record is from RefSeq and is a predicted model, not a curated record.
UGCCGGAGCCUCGCGGCGGUGCCGCCGUGUGUCCCUCCCUUCUCCAGCCCGCCUCCCUUCUCCAGCCGCCCGGGAGCCGCGGGCAGCGCUGGGGCGGCGGCACAUGGCGGGCGGCCGCUGAGCGGAGCCGCGUCCCGGUGCGGAGCUCCCGCUCCCCGCAGCGGGGCUGGGGAAGGAGCCGGCGGCCUGGGAAGGGGUCGAGCCCUGGUGCCGGGCAUGGCGGAGACUCUGAGCUCCUGCUCCCCACGGGGCCAGUGCCAGCCCAGCAUGGGCGCCAACGCCUCGUCUGCCAGCGUGGAUGCCAACGCCUCCUCCUCGGUGGUGGGCGGCAGCGCGUGGAGGGGCCGGGAGCCCUUCUCCAUCUUCACCGUCCUCAUCCUCACCCUGCUGGUGCUCCUGACCGUGGCCACCUUCCUCUGGAACCUGCUGGUGCUGGCGACCAUCCUGCGAGUGAAGGCCUUCCACCGGGUGCCCCACAACCUGGUGGCCUCCACGGCGGUGUCGGACGUGCUGGUGGCGGCCCUGGUGAUGCCGCUGAGCCUGGCCAAGGAGCUGUCGGCCGGGCGGCGGUGGCGGCUGGGCCGGGAGCUGUGCCUCGUGUGGGUGUGCUUCGACAUGCUGUGCUGCACGGCCAGCAUCUGGAACGUGGCGGCCAUCGCCCUGGACCGCUACUGGUCCGUCACCCGCCAGCUGCGCUACACGCUGCUCGCCCGCCGCCGCGCCUCCAACGCGAUGAUCGCUCUCACCUGGCUGCUGGCCGCGGCCAUCUCCCUCGGCCCGCUGCUGGGCUGGGGGGAGGCCUACAGCCCCGAGCAGCAGCGCUGCCAGCUCCGCCAGGAGCCGUCCUACACCAUCGUCUCCACGGGCGGGGCGUUCUACCUGCCCCUCUGCGUGGUGCUCUUCGUCUACUGGAAGAUCUACAAGGCGUCCAGGUGGCACAUGGGGGCCCGCAGGAGGAACGCCGUGCUGCCCCUGCCCCAGGCUGCCCAGGUGAAGGAAGCUUCACAGGAACCACAGAUGGUGUUUACAGCUCGUCGUGCAGCUAUCACUUUCCAGACAGAUGGAGAAACAUGGAGAGAACAGAAAGAGAAAAAGGCAGCUCUGAUGGUUGGCAUCUUAAUUGGAGUUUUUGUACUGUGCUGGAUCCCUUUCUUCAUCACAGAAUUAAUAAGUCCCCUCUGUUCCUGCAACAUCCCGUCCAUCUGGAAAAGCAUCUUUCUUUGGCUUGGCUACUCAAAUUCUUUCUUUAAUCCUCUCAUUUAUACAGCAUUUAACAAAAAUUACAACAAUGCCUUCAAGAACCUUUUUGUAAAACAAAGAUAAAAGGGGACACAGAGGAGAAAAUUAUUAUUGCGUAAUAGGAAACAUGCCUGUGCUAUGUACAGUUUUCAUGCACAAGAGCUACUUGAGGGGAUUUAGGAGCAGUGAAAAAGAAGAUGGAAGAUGUCUGGAUAUAAACCUACUGGAGAGUUUACAGUUCUCCUUUAGAAACACAGACGUGCUACGCCGGUGUUUGGCAAAGAAGGUGGAAGCAGGGAAUGGCUCCCGGCUGCUGCUCGGGCACCGCGGGCUGAGGGCUGCCGGCGGUGUCACAGCCAGCACGGCUGAGCCCGCCCGGCCAGCCCCGGCCCUGCUGGGCUCUCCUCAUUAGCAAAGGCACCGCUGGGAGCUGCUAAUUGAGCAAUACUGACCUGUAUGUACGGGCAGGAUUUAUUUGGAAGGGAAUAAACAUGCUGCAGUCCAUCAGUCCUUGAGCUGAUGUGAAAUUAAAGUGGAUGACCAAGCAGCUCAGAAACACACCCUGCCAGGACUGAGGGGCUGUGUGCUCUGCAGGCAGCAGGGCUUGAUGGGCAGGCUGUGUCCCCUGGGGUUAAGUGAACCUUAAGAGGCAAGUAUAGAAUUAUUCAGAGCCCCUGAGAAUGUGUUCUCAGUGCUUGCACAGGAGGAUCUAGUGAGGAUCUAGGGUUGUCCUCUCUCCCUUUUUAUGAAACCCAGGUGAGCUCAAGAUAAGACACCAACACCUCCAAGUGAAGGGGGACUGUGUGCAUGGUUAUUUCAUGCUACCAUAAAACCGAGCAGGCAUCUGUGUUACAAACACUAAACAGGAUGUUCAGUCACACCAGGUGUGCUGGCUGCAGCGUGUGGCUGCUUGGCAGUGGUUGGUGAGUGCCUGCACCGGGUCUGGGGCCCUUGCACCAUAAAUGUGCUCAUCACCCAGCCUGGGUGAAGUCCACAAUUUGUCAGCUGUCAUCACCUUCCUUCUGUUGUAACAAAGGUGUUGAUGCCAUCAGGCCUAAGUACUCCCCAAAACCCAAAGAAUUCAAACCAAGCCUUAAAUAAUUUUCCCAAGAUCUUACGAACAUCCCUGACCCAACAAUAUAUACAUAAAUAAUCUAUUUCCUUUCCUUGCAUACUGCCAAGUCCAUCUUGUUCCAUAUUUGUUUCUCUGGUGGGUUUUACUUCCUCCUCUGCUCUGAGUGGGAGAGCUGACAGCUGAGUAUUUCUGGCAUGGCAGCUUUUUACUGACACAGUCCCAGGAAGCUAAAAGGAGCUGCAUCUCAGGAGCACAGUGUAUGGUGAGGUCAGGCAGUGCUGUACCUCACACCUGCACUGCUGUGACAGUCCAGUGUGACUUGCUGUGCCCACAGCUACCUGUGUGUCUUGCAUUCCUGCAGAGGAUGCUUCCCUCAAUUUCAGUGGGAAUUCAGAAGUUUUAAUAACCUAGAAUUUCAAAGAGUUGUUAGACAGUGACUCAGACUUAAAUGCUGAUUUAAAUAACUUUCCCUUGUGACUCUCAACUUGCCUGCAUAUAGAAUAGCUACCACUCAAACCAGGCUUUGGAGGCUUAAUUAAACCAGAAGGAAGGCAUGUAUGUAGGAGACUGAAUGUACCUAAAAUCUGCAGCCUCAUUCAGAACCACUGACAAAUUUUUCAAGUCAAUUGAUUUUUUUCAUGUAAGAGAGUCACCUUUAAAAUCCAAACAGAUGACAUGGAAGAAGGAAAUGUAGAGGUCAUCUUGAGCUGGUGUUCAAAAGCAUACAAAUCUUCUGCAUGUGGCACCGUGAAGUUUCUAAUAAUUGUAUUUUGGACAAAUUUUAGUGCCUGUACUCCCUCAGCCUGCUAAGCCAAGCCAUUACUCUCACACAAAUCCAAGGCCAACGCUGGUGCCCUGGCCCAUCCCAGACUGGCUGCAGGAGCUGCAGUGAUCUCCAGCUGCACAUUCCAACUGACUGGAGCAGCACCCAGCUGUGCAGGCACCUUCUGCCAUGGCUUGGCCUCUGGAACCUGGGAGAGCACCACAGAGCUGCAAGGCCCCUGUGCAGUUCCUGCAGCUGCACACGUGCAGGGCAGCGCUGCAGACACUGAUAUGCAGCAGAGUGCCUUCUGCAAGUGGGAGAGCAGCAGCAGGGCACUGACACAGCUCUCCUCCUCCUCAAGGAUGAAUUUAGCUCCCUUAGGAGGUGAAGCUGGCCUCUGGAAUUUUGCUGUGAGGAGUUCUGAAGAGAAGCAGCCAGAGCUCUGCCCACCCAAGGAUCUGUGCCAGCAGCGAGCGUUAACAGUGACGGGCUCGCACAGCGACCUCCGUGUGUGCCCAGAGACAACGAGAGGCAAGCAGAGCUUUCAUUUCAUUGCAGUGGCUUUAGAAACCUCUCAACAAAAUCAGCUUCCCACACUAGCUCUAAGUGCAGACUAGAUUGAGAAGAGUGGCAGCACACAUUCCAGUUUUUACCAGCAUACUGCAAAGAAAAUAUGUUAUCAGUGGUUGUUGCCUAACCUGCUGGAUACUCCUAUAUUAACUAAGAUUACUGACACAGUAUCUUGACUAUCCAAACAGGAAAAAAAAUAUAUUCUAAAGGGACAUCAUUUGGCACAGCUUAGAUGUUAUGUAUUUAUUUCCCCAACAAAAGCUGCCAAUUUGGAGUACACCAAUCAUCUCUGCUUGUAAGCAGUUUUAAUCUUUAUUUCCUGACACUGAAUUUGCUCCUAAAAAAGUUUACUGAAGUCUAUUGCUCAGCAGAAGGGCAUUGUUGCAUCCUGCAGCAGCUGUGCUGUGGGAGCCCAGAAUGUGCAGAAGUGAAAGGGCUUUGGAAGAUAACUGUGAGCAGACAAUGCUAAUAACCCUAAUAAAAAAUUAGGUUUUGCUGCAAGUCCUGUAAAUGUUACUUGGUAAGCCUUAUAAGGUAACAUCAAAUGAGUUCAGGGCAAGACCUUUCUCUUUCAACAAGGAAAUCCAACAAAAAUUCUGAGAAAGUCUCAGACUUGCAACCACCCAAGAUGCAGAAUUAAGAUAGAUUUUCCUUGCUGUUGGUUUCUCCCCAGGUAUGAGGCGAAAUGGCACCCAACACACAGAGCCUGUGCCAGAGAGCAAGAACAGCUGAUGGAACUGUUUUCACACCCUCACCAGACUCCUUCUCCUUUUCACAUGGGCCUCAAACCAAAGGUAGUGGCCAUCUGCCCUGGGCUCCAUCUACAGCAGUCAGUUAUAAUCUGGACCCUGAUUUACCCUUUGUGGGCAACAACUGCAUUCUACAAACCUCAGAUUUAUAUCUUAGUCAAAAUCACAAGCUCCUAGUCAGAGCAAUGGAUCUCACCUUUUUAUAUUCCUUGUGGAAGUUUCCAGGUUACUGUGCUUGUAGCAGAUAAGCCUAAAUUUUAACAUUAUGCUGAACAAAUAAUGACAUCAUUAUUCUUAUAUGCAAGUCCAUUAUUUAUCCUACCUAGGAAAUUUUGCUUGAUGCUAGAAAGCAAUUGUGAUUAAAAUGAUAAAUCCCAAACUGAAAUGCCCAUUCAGGUUAUUCUUUUAGAGUUGCAUGGUACACAAACACAGCACAGCUUGAAUUCCCAAGCAGGUCUCUUUGGUGCCAAAGCUGAGUUAUUCAAUUUACAAACAAACUAGAAAGUGCCUCACAGUUUUUAUAGAGGGCAAAGUUUGUAGACAGAAAUAAUGCCUCCUAACAGCAAAGAUGACUACAGAAAGUCUGCAAGCAGCACUCGGUCCAGGUUUCCUUCUUUGAAGGAAUGUUGAAUCUAAGUUUUUCCUUCUUUGAGGGGACUUGGAAUCUGAUUUUGCCUUCAUUAUUUUGCUAGCCCUGGGCAGACUGACUUUUUGAACAGAAGCAAGAGGAGCAUCCCAGAUCUAUUCCCUCACUAAUCCGUGUGGGGGAGCAAGGUUCCAGCUGGCUAAGUGGGAAGGUUUUCUUUCUGUUUGUGCUGAAGGAAUAGGACAUCACAAACACAGUGACUCAUUUGACUAUGGACACAAUUCACCUUUUAAUGCACUUGUAACACAGGAGCCUGGGAAAGCUUCUGAGACAAGUUCCACCUUAAAAAACACAAUAUCAGAAUGUCACUGGAUUCCAAACAUUCUUUAUUUUAUAUCUGCUGCCACAGACAGUAAUCGAACAGCGCUGUCAUCAGUGUCAGUGUGAAAAAGGAACACGGGUCCUCUUCUCCUGAAGAAGUCAUGUACAUUAGAAGUCAGUCCAAAAUCCUGGUGUUAAGUACAAAAAGCAACUGUUUGAAUUAUAAAAUACUGUAUAUACAGAUAUAAAAAUGUCUCAGAAAGUGUCCCACAAAGUUUCUGAACUUUCCAGAGCAAAUCUUCAGCAGGGUAAGUAGGUUGUUGUCUUCAAAGGUGAGCAUCAGUUCAUUAGAGCAGAAUGUCUCAAUCUUUAUCUUCCUAUAUUACAGGUCACAGACUCUGAUUUUCAUCCCAGCCAGGGAUAACGUGGUGAUCCUAGUAUUGUUUUUUUCCUGCAGCUAUUAAUUUAACAAGCACACUUCUCUAUAUAUAAAAAUGAAAUUUCAAAGAAAUUUAUACAACAGCUAGACUUUAUAAAAAUAGAGAUCUAUAAUUUUACACCAGGAAUUAUCCAAGGUAAGUUUUCAUUUUCUUAGCCAUUAGAAAUUAACUGUUAUCCUUUGUAAUCCUAUAUAUGGUUAGAGUAUAAACUAAAAUAAUGUGACGUUAUUAGCUGGAAAAGCGAGUUUGAAGAAUCUUGUGCUGUGUGUUAUUUUUGCGCCAAAAUUAACAAACUACUGCAUUCUGCAGUGCUCAUCCUGUGGGGUGGUGGACAUACUACACAGUACAUGUAAAUUCAUUCCAGAAUUUUCACCUAAUUCAAUGUUAAAACCCAAAUAAAAAACAUUCCCACUGUCCUUAUGGUAGGGAAAAAAAAACCAAAAAAAAAACCAACAAAAAAACAACCAAACCCAAAUAAAUAAAAUUAGACAGUAUUUCUAUUUUGCUGUACUGUGUUAGUUCUUUACUGUGUAGUGGAGACAAUGAAUAAUUCAGCCAUGUGAUGAGGGAAUGUAAACUGAACACAUACUGGAAAAAAACAGACUUUUACAGCUGUGUGUAUAUAUAUUUUUUAUAUAUAUCUAUAUAUAUACAUCUAUAUUGCAGUUAUAACGGUCACCUCACAAGAGAGAUUCAAUGGACUGAACAAUCUUCUAUAAAUUUCCCCAGCUGGAGUUCUUCAGGAAGAACUGGCUUUCAGCUUGGACAGCAGCAUUUCAUUCUUACGGCAUUCCUGUUAACAGAGAGCAAACAAGUAAGCAGGAAUUCCUCUUCACUCUGCAACCUGUAUCUCCACAUCUACAGAACCAAACCCUUUCUUUCAUUUUGAAACAUCUCCAAAAUCCAAAGCAGCCUGGAGUGAGUGAUGAGUUGAAGAUAAUUCUGCUUCAUCCAUAAUGUUAUUCCAACAGCAAUAUUCUCUAAACUAUGACAUGCAAUCCAGGAGGAACACUGCUUGAUUACCCAUCUGAAGUUUUUACAUGUAGCUAAAGCAAAUUCAGCUUUUUACUUAUAAGUAGAAUAAAUCUGAAAUGGAGAUAACUUGUAGGUGAUCUGGAACUUCUCAGGACAGUUUGUAAAAGAGUCAGAGCUCAGGGAACAACUCUUGGUCAGGAAACAUAGGUACAGACCUGUGUUCAGUACCACAACCAUGACUUUUUUGCUUUUAAGGGUAGCAGAGUUGAGCAGAAAUUCCCUCACAUGGCAAUGGAAGAAAAAUAGGUAAAAAAACCUAACAAUAAAUCUACCUAAAUUCUGCAAGUAGGAUGUAAAAUUCUGCAUGUUGGACAAGUAGCUGAACAGCCCCUGUCAUUCUGCCAGAGUACGCUGUCUGAAACAGGAAGGAGCUGUCUCAGAACAAAGCAGGAAUAAUUACACAAAGAUGUUUUUCCUCGAACAUAUGAAACCAAAUUACAAUUUUGCCUGCAGCGUUCUUUCUCAUUCAUUCAUUCUCAUGGAGACAGCAAGUAACAGAAGCCCAUGAUGAUUAAAAGCUUGGGAAAGGCUAAAUCAAUGAAGUGUUAUACAGUGCUUUCACAGUCAUUAGGCAACAAGGCUGGUUCCUGAAGAUUAAUGACCAAGACCCUGCAUUCCCUCCUUACUCACACACAUUUCCACACCCGUCUUUGCUGCAAUAACUAACUGCUCACGGACUUUUGAGAGAUUCCACUUAAAAACCUAAAUACACCACUUGCUUGAUAAACUCUCCUUGUAACAUGGAGAGGUUCCAAUCUAGCAGUGAAAGAACUCCCAGAAUCAAAUUCAGAGUCCAAGAUUCACAUGGAGAAAACAACCAAGGCACAUCAUGAACAUGGUGUGAUAAGCAUAUCAGGAAAUCGUGUGCAUAUAUUAAUGCACAAGUCACAUCAAAAUGGGUCACUGAACACGACAGUUUAACAUAGCAAAAGUGUUCUUACCUCUUUAAAUUCUUUCACUGUUUUGAAGUAAAGCCUCUGUUUCUCUAGAAGCUCUAAGUAUUCAUCAUUCAACUGGUCUCUUCUCAUUUUGUUUUCUUGCUUCUUCUUUUCCAUCUGUUGGUAUGCAGGAAGGGUAAGAGAUCAUAUGUAUGGGAUACACAUGGACUUAUUGCAUAAGGAACAGCUCUCUAUAACACACAAGGGGAGACAGAUACUUCAUAAAUGAUACCCCUGGCUCGUGCUUGAAAUGCAAUGAACAUUUAGAUCAGCUCUUAAAAAUUAAAAGCCUAAUGCUGAAGUCUCAGUACCAGUGGCACUACAGGUGCAACUGAGACAAGGGCACAUGAUGGUUGGGACUCUGAGGUGCUGCUGACCCUCUUCAGCAGCAGAAAGCAGCUUCAGUCAGCUCCCACAGUGUGAGUAACUGUGCCUGAGCACCCACACAGUCCAAAUGGAAGAGUUCUCACUGAUUUCUGUGGCAUUUGGCUGUCUCAGGCAUUUAAAUCACUACACUGCCAGUAAUGAAGUAGAGGGGUAUAAGAUUCUGUCAGGACAGAGGCGUUACAACAUCUCUGUCAUACUCUAUUCAUUGAUAUUUAGUGGUGAGAAGUUUCUGACGAAUGUGAAAAGAAAUAAUACUUUUGAGUUGCUUGCCUAAUUUGCACCUCAUGUAAUGGAUAAUAAUUGUGCAUAGAAAGAUCCAAGAGGCUUUGCUGAGAUAAUUCCCAGGUUCUAGCAAAGGAAGUGAGAGGAGUCAGACCUUCAUUCGAUUCUGUUUGAUGCCUUCUACAAUCUGCUCCAUCUGCCGCAAAAACUGCUCCCGAGAUCCGGACGAUGCCAUGGCUCUGGAAAGAAGAAAAUGGAACCCCUGACAGGGAUGUGGCACACUGUGUCUCAGCUGCUGCUGUCUUGCACAUCUACCCAUGUCCAAAGUUCUCAUUGCUUAGUGUUCUGUAUAAAAAAUCAUCCUUCUGAGAGCGCAGCUCUUCAGCUGGUGUGAGCUACCUAAGAGAGAGCUCGGAGCCCAUCACAGGUGUGCUCCUAUCAGCUCAAGUCUGUUCCUUGCCCUCAUGUGCUGUACAGAAAUCAACUGCUAAAAACUAAAUAAAACCGUAAUUUUUUAA